Molecule: messenger RNA, 1278 nt
Organism: Candidula unifasciata
Lineage: Eukaryota; Metazoa; Mollusca; Gastropoda; Stylommatophora; Geomitridae
Source: the annotation of a GenBank genome assembly
AUGGGGGCCGCAGCUUCCACACAGCUAGCCACCGAGUUUUUCGAGGAUAGCAGACGAGGAUGUCCACCCAUACACCUGGACAUGAAUUUGGACACCAAAAAGGUAACAGAUGAAGGUAUAAAGCUUAUGCCAGGUGGGGCCCUAAUUGUUCCAUCUAUGGAUUGUCCGCUGCAUCAGAUCGGAGAUGGUAAAGGUGUGUCUGGGAAGCUGCGUACCGUUGAUAGUUCUAGGCCUAGUAAGUUGAUGUCCAGUAGCAGGUUUAUCAAUCAGAAAUCCAGAACACAGAAAGCUCCAGAAGGAAAACCUUUGGCGAAGUCGACAAAAGAAGCCAGUGACCUCCCUGGCCAAACUCCCACGCUGGCAGAAUCAGAAGCUGAAGGGAAUUCUGAUCUCAAACCCUUAUUUUUGAUCGAACAGGAAGCUAAACCCCAGGAGCUCUUCAAAACUGUGAUUAGUUCUUCACCAGAAAACAGUUUUAGCGGAAAAAACAAGUCAGUGGCCAACGAUUGUCCAGUAAAACUGGACAGUCAGAUGCGCCCAGCUGACAGGACACGAGCAGCCGAUCAGACCUCUCUGUUGUCUCACAAGGACCGGGUGGCGUCCAGUAUUCCUGCAGGUGCAAGUGAUGACAGAUGGACAGAGCCAGCCAAACAGGCAUUCUACAGUUCUAUGCUCAGGAAGGGUUGGAUAUUCAAGGAGACGGAUAUGACGUCAGAAAAUAUGAAGAACAUGCUGAAGAUUCACAGCGCCAAUCAUGAACUUGCCUGGAGGGAGGUGCUCAAAUGGGAGGCCUUACAUGCAGAUGAGUGCAAGGAACCAAAACUAAAGAGCUGCUCGGCUGUUGGGACCAAGUAUUCUCCCAGGGCUAGGCUUAGAUCAUGGAUAGGAUAUUCCCUGCCGUUUGAUCGCCAUGACUGGAUUAUCGAUCGUAACGGCAAGGACGUUCGAUACAUUAUUGACUACUACGAUGGCGGAAAAUUCAACGGCAACUUUGAGUUCGCGUUACUAGACGUUCGGCCGGCCCUGGAUUCGUUUGAAGCCUUCUGGGAUCGGUUGAGUGUCGCCAUCUGGAAAUGGACAUCAGAUUCCGGCGGCAGUGGGGUUCCAGGGAGUAGCCAGGUUUCUGUGACGUCUAGUGUCAGUGAACCAUUGAAUAUUGGUGAGCGGUUGGGCGGGAAAACCGCGGAAUCGCUAAAGGGAAAAAACACUUCUCAGUUCAUGUCAUACAAUCUCAGCGAUGUGGAGAAGGAGCGGGAGAAGAAGAAUUCAGUCAGCUGA